AGCUCUGUCCCUCUCCCGGACAGGAGCCUGACGAUGCCUGGCUUUGGGCGAGCGGAGCACGUCUUCACCCCCCUGUUCGCGAAGGGGUGCCCACCGCCGGGGACCCAACGAGGCAGGUUUUGGCAGAAAGGCGGGCAGGACGCCAGCAGCCUAGAAAGGGCUUGGAUCAAGUCAAUCGCCGAGCGCCGGCCGAGGCGGGCGGCAGCGGAGGGCCGGGGAAGGAAGGCCGAGGGCCGGCGGGCUCCGCCUCGCCUCAGCCCGCCUCGCCUCAGCCCCUCGCCGGCCGGCCGCCUCACCCAGCGCCCCGGCGGCGGCCGUGGGCAGCGCCGGCCCCCGGGCGGACGCUCGCCCCCGCCCCGGCCGCUCUCUCUAGGACCUGCGAUGAGUUUGCCCGCCGGAGCCGGCCUCAGCGCCUGCGCGGAGGGAGGCGCCGAGCCCCUUAUCCCCAUGGAGAGCGCCGAGGCCGAGCCGAGCGAUAGCCGCCCGGAGGAGGACGGCGCCGCGCCCCGCAGCGGCCUCCCGCCUCCGGAGCAGCCCGUAGCCACGAUGGAAGACUGUUUGGCAAAAAAAAUGGAAAUCACUGUUUCAGAAGCUGAAAAACGGACUGGGAGAAAUGCCAUGAACAUGCAAGAAACGUACACUGCUUACCUCAUUGAGACAAGAGCUGUUGAAUCCCAGAGUGAGGGACAGUGUGCCCCGGUGGACUCCCUAUGGCGACGUUACAGUGAAUUUGAGUUGUUGAGGAAUUAUUUGUCAGUUACCUAUCCACAUAUUGUUGUUCCACCUUUGCCAGAAAAAAGGGCUGACUUUGUUUGGCAUAAGCUAUCAGCAGAUAAUAUGGAUCCAGAUUUUGUGGAAAGAAGAAGAAUCGGUUUGGAAAACUUCUUGUUACGUGUGGCUUCACAUCCUGUUCUUUGCCAAGACAAAAUCUUUUAUUCAUUUUUAACGCAGGAGGGUGGAUGGAAGGAAAUGGUGAAUGAGACUGGAUUUCAGUUAAAGGCAGAUUCCAGAUUAAAAGCUCUUAAUGCAACAUUCAGAGUGAAAAACCCAGACAAGAGAUUUACUGAGCUAAAACACUAUAGCGAUGAACUGCAGUCUGUCAUAUCACACCUUCUGCGAGUCAGAGCUAGGGUAGCAGACCGGCUAUAUGGUGUCUAUAAAGUCCAUGGCAACUAUGGAAGAGUAUUCAGUGAGUGGAGUGCAAUAGAAAAGGAGAUGGGGGAUGGGUUGCAGAGUGCUGGCCACCACAUGGAUGUAUAUGCAGCUUCUAUUGAUGACAUACUGGAAGAAGAGGAACAUUAUGCAGAUCAGCUGAAAGAAUAUCUCUUCUAUGCAGAAGCACUACGGGCAGUUUGCAGGAAACACGAACUAAUGCAAUAUGACUUGGAAAUGGCUGCACAGGACCUAACAUCUAAGAAACAGCAGUGUGAGGAGCUGGCAACAGGAACUGUGAGAACAUUCUCCCUGAAAGGGAUGACCAGCAAGCUCUUUGGGCAGGAAACCCCCGAGCAGAGGGAAGCCAAGAUAAAGGUUCUAGAAGAGCAGAUACAGGAAGGAGAAGAACAACUUAAGUCUAAAAAUCUGGAGGGCAGAGACUUUGUGAAAAGUGCCUGGGCCGACAUUGAACGGUUUAAAGAGCAAAAGAAUCACGAUUUGAAGGAGGCGCUUAUAAGCUAUGCUGUUAUGCAGAUUAGCAUGUGCAAAAAGGGAAUUCAAGUUUGGACAAAUGCAAAGGAAUGCUUCAGCAAGAUGUGAUUAUCUGGAAAUGAAUUCCUCCUCCAAGUGCCCGAGAACGGAAGCACAAAUGUAUAACACCAAUGUUAAGUUGCUACAUGACUUACAUAUAAAUCAUGAAAUAAAUGAGUUGAGUGAA
Harpia harpyja (harpy eagle) is the source of this 1873-nucleotide messenger RNA. RefSeq names its product sorting nexin 4 (gene SNX4). Gene Ontology annotation, molecular function: phosphatidylinositol binding. Gene Ontology annotation, biological process: protein transport. The record is from RefSeq and is a predicted model, not a curated record. NCBI's taxonomy places the organism in Eukaryota, Metazoa, Chordata, Aves, Accipitriformes, Accipitridae.